Molecule: messenger RNA, 3557 nt
Organism: Onychostoma macrolepis
Lineage: Eukaryota; Metazoa; Chordata; Actinopteri; Cypriniformes; Cyprinidae
Gene: cxadr
Product: CXADR Ig-like cell adhesion molecule
Exons: 7
Coding region: 69-1298 (409 amino acids)
Biological process (GO): homotypic cell-cell adhesion
Cellular component (GO): bicellular tight junction; intercalated disc; basolateral plasma membrane
Molecular function (GO): cell adhesion molecule binding
Source: RefSeq, a predicted model, not a curated record
CGGAAAUCACGUGUGCAGAUUCCAGCCACAAUCCACCUGCGCGAGCGAGCUCAGCUAGUGGACUUCUGAUGCUGCGCGAGACUGCCGAAAGAAGAGUGAACACGAAACAUCACAUGUCGGGGGGAAAAGUUGUUUUUAUACCUACACCGGUUACUAAAUUGUGGUUUAAAAGCAGAGGAAUGGAUUUGAGGACGUACUGCCUUUGUUUAUUCAAUGUUAUUCUCCUCGCAGGCCCAGCCUGUGGACUACAGAUCACUUCCACUGGCCCCACAUCCAUUGAGAAAGCCAGUGGAGAGACUGUGAAGCUGGACUGUCAGUUUACUCUUGCUGCUGAGGAUUCUGGGCCUCUGGACAUUGAGUGGAGCCUGCAGCCCUCUGACAACCAGAAAGAAGAGAAAGUGGUGAUUGUGUACUCAGGCGACAGGGCCUUUGAGCACUACUAUGAACCUCUUAAAGGAAGAGUCCACUUCAACUCCCCUGACCCUAAAAAUGGUGAUGCCUCCAUGAACAUCAUGGGUCUGAAAGCCACAGACACAGGAACCUAUCAGUGCAAGGUGAAGAAGGUUCCUGGUAUCAGCAGCAGGAAGUUCCUCCUAACCGUCAUGGUGCGCCCCUCUAAACCCAGAUGUUAUGCAGAGGGUCAGACUCAUGCGGGGAAAGAUAUGGUGUUGAGGUGUAGCUCUGUGGAGGGCACACAACCACUGCAGUACAUUUGGGAAAGAACCACAGGCAAUAAACUGCUGCCGCCCCUGGCAGUGCUGGAUCCAGUCGGGGGCACCAUGAGUCUGAGGAAUGCGACUGAGACAGCUUCAGGAACAUACAAAUGCAUUGCUAAAAAUCGUGUUGGAGCAGAAGAGUGUUCGGUGGAGGUCAACAUCACACAACCCCCGAACACAGCCGGCGUCAUCGCAGGUGUAAUAAUCUGCAUUCUGCUGGUUCUCAUUCUUCUCGCCCUCCUCCUCUUCUGUUGCUGCCGUGCCCGCAACAAGAAGAAGUACGAGAAGGAGAUUGCCUAUGAGAUCAGAGAGGAUGUCCCCCCUCCAAAGAGCCGUGUUUCUACUGCACGCAGUUUCACCAGCGUGGGCAGCCAGCGCUCCUCUCUGGGCUCCAUGUCACCCUCAAACCUGCACGAGUACACCAAGCCCCAGUACGACAAGAUACCUUCUGAAGAGUACGAGAGGCCCCCUAGUCAUGCCCCUAUUCCCCCACCCAGCAGAAUGGCUGGCCCCAACCUCAGCCGCAUGGGAGCCAUCCCUGUCAUGGUCCCUGCCCAGAACAGGGAUGGGUCCAUUGUGUAAAGCUGAACUGGGAUCAUUCGCCACACAGUUUAGACUGUCACUAUUCUAUUCAUUGUUCUAGCGGAAUUUGUGAAGGAGCAAAUGAAGGUUUCUGCAGAGAGUCGAACUCCGCUGUACCAUCUCUGAUAAUACAAUUUGACUCACAGAACUUCAACAAACAUUAACAAAAAAAACUUUAUUCAAUAGGAUGCGGAAAGGUGAUUGAUUCACCUGCUCCUGUUUUGUAAAUAAUGCAAUGCAUGAUGUUCUUUUUUUUUUUUUUUUUUUAAAUAGAAGGCCCUGUCUAAUAUAAGGCACUUGAAUUGUUUGCCUGUUAAGUGUUCUCCAGAGAUUAAAUGAAACCCAUUGAACUAAAUGAAAUGUAUGUAGAACAAACCAUAGUUCUUGGCUUUAGAUGAAAACUCCCAAGCUAUUUGUUAUUCUUUUUGCUUUUUUAUCAGUUUGAAAUAUUUUCAGGCAACUUUAAACCAUUUAUCUAUGACAAUUAUUAUCUCUUUAUGCUACAAAAGCCUGGUAAAGAUUUACUCAAAGUCUGUGGAAAAUAUGUGGGUUGGCUUUGGUUUCUGGAUGAGAUUGUUUUUAAAAAAGAUAAAAGCGUUUGUUUAGAUUAAAAAUUAUUUACAUGUUAUUUGUAUAUAUGAACAUGAAAUUGAUUUAUCUGGCAAUGAGCGAAUACUGUGAUUCUUAACCUGCUUUGAUUUUUAUGGACCAUUUGGCAGUUGUGAACCCCCACCGGUACAUGUCAGAGUGAUUAGUGUUCAAGUCUCUGAUUGGUUGUUUGCUUAUGCUUUGAUUGGCUUGUGACACCCAAACGUCCACUUCCCCCAAACCUGCAGCAUAGUGGUCAAAAUAAAUAAGAUUAAGGUUUUAUUUCAAAAGAUGCUCAAAGGCCAACGGCACCAGUCAUCACCAAUCCUCUACCCCAGCCAUGCUAAUCCUAAACCUGCAUUUGGCUUUAAAGCUGAUCAAUUUGACGUUAGUUUGUAAUUGAUUUAUUAGAUGAAGGACAUUUUACUGAAGGAUUUGUUGAUUGCACAAUAAUUUAGACCAACUGAAGGAGGUCAAUUAAACGGAAGAUUGUCCAUAGAUUUUUAAAAGACUUGAAUGUUUAUGAAUAGUGUAUUUAUUAGGAUUAGUCGUAACAACACUCUUAAGUCACCGUAUUCACCACAGUGAGUGUCAUCAGUCUUGAGAAAACAUACUUUCUUAUUGUUUGUGUUACUGUAUAUUUCAUCCCGCAGGGUCACCCUAAUGUUCACUCUGUGCCUUUUAAACUUUGGGUGUAAAGAACUGGUGGCACUGGUAGGUCCAUGUCAGCAGUGUAAGGUAAAUAACACAUGAACAAUCAUUUAAAGUAUAUUUUGAUUAAGGAUGAGUUUUAAUGCAAAAUUUUACAUUACUUGAUUUGUUGUCAGUUUCUAUGCUACGGUUAUUACUCAAUAUAUGUAUAAUGAACUGGUUUUUUUUUUUCUCAUAAAUGCUGGAUUUGGUUUCAUGGAAGGGUAUUGUGUAUGCUGACAACUAUAUGCUGUCUGUCUGUGUUUCUGUUGUACACACACAGCAGUCUUUUCACAAUCUGCUUGUCUUUUAACCAGGGUUCCUGUUGAAUGUGUAAAUAUAUUUACUGUAAUGUUUGGUGCGAUUGAUUGCGUUUGUCUUUACGGCUGUAAUAUGCUGCCGCUUGGGCUGUGAAUUUGACAAGAGCAUGAUCAGGCUAAUCAUCCACCAUCUGGAUAAGGUAUUAUUAACAUUUAUUAUGCAUAUGUUGUCAUUACCCAAAAUCACACGCACUUGUGAUUUCCCUGGCUUUUAUUUAUUAAGCCUGUAAGAAUAGAGUUGCUGUUACAGGAUCAGUUCAGCUUGUUUAAACAUGUAGACUAAUGCCAGUGUAAACAUGGAAAUCUGAUCUUUGAUCAGCAAACCUUUACUGCUAGCUGUGCGAGUCGACUUCCUUGAAUCGAAUCAUCUGUUUUCUGUUUGGAUGGGGCCCAUUUGGUAUUUCAUUACAGUAGAGGUUAGGCCAGUUCUCUGUACAGUGCCAUUUAAACAUAUAGAUACUCUCCUUACUAAUAAGAGACAACUAAUGAUUAUUAACUGUAGAUGUUUUCUUAAAAAAAACUACUAAUAAUUACAUUAACUUUUUUUUUCUUCCUAUUUGUUUGGUUUGCACAUCAUGUAAAAUCCUCCAUUUUCUUUUUGUGUGCUUUUGUGAUGUAUUUUUGAAUAAAAAUGAAACCACUAUCAUUCCAUAUACUUUCA